Molecule: messenger RNA, 4581 nt
Organism: Mobula hypostoma (lesser devil ray)
Lineage: Eukaryota; Metazoa; Chordata; Chondrichthyes; Myliobatiformes; Myliobatidae
Product: zinc finger FYVE domain-containing protein 9-like
Exons: 18
Coding region: 264-4577 (1437 amino acids)
Biological process (GO): endosomal transport
Cellular component (GO): early endosome membrane
Molecular function (GO): metal ion binding
Source: RefSeq, a predicted model, not a curated record
UUGUGCUCGUAUUUUCCAAACGUCAAGCGCGUGAUGGAUGACUGUUGAGUUGCUAUCGACGGCGGAGCAGGAAUUGCUGCGGAUCCCAGGCAUUAAGACGCAGAGCGAAUAAAAGCGACGAAAGCGUGUGGUCGGCGACAUCUUCGAAUUGCGUUGGAAGCGAUGAGCUUGUCCCGGGCAAGAAGAAAGCGCUGACAGCGACGUGACGGUUUAUAUGGUUUGGACAGACUGAGAACAUUGUACAGGGCAGUGAAUAUUAGCAAAUGGAGAACUAUUUCCAGGCUGAAGCAUUUAAUCUGGACAAAGUGUUGGAUGAAUUUGAGCAGAAUGAAGAUGAGACGGAGUCCCCAAGUGUAUUUGAGGCAAAGUGGAGUCAGAUUUUGGAUCCACCCUCUCACCUGCUGUCUUUAAAUCCAGCCUUGUCUAAUGUCAAUGUUGGAGCUUUAUCCAAUGAGGUGCAAGCAAAACUAAAAUGCUGUGCUUCACCCAACACAGAGAUUUCAGUCUUUGGGGGAGGGGAUCACUGCCUUAAUGGAAAUGAUUCCACAGAAAGCCUAGGACUCGACGUUCAUUGGAUUAAUGAUGAAGGAGCUCCUGUGGAUAACAAAAGCAAUUGUAGCCAUUGGCCAAACUUUAAAUCAUCAGUGAAGUCUGCUUGUGAACAUGAACUAACUCCUUCUGAAGAUAUGAAUUCUUCAGGUAUAUUUGGGAUAAUUGUACAGAAUUCUGACUGUCAGUUGGAACAGUGUAGUGACCUUUUGGAGGAAGAUAACACAAAUAGUCAAAAUGCAUUGAAUGUUAACAGUUUUUUGGUAGAAAGCUCAAAUCCGCAAAGUGGACCAUUAUUAUCUGCUGUGAAUGGCGAUUCUGAGAAGGCAGGUAAAAUGAAAAGUAUUAAACAAUUCAGCACACCCUGUGGAGACGAGUUAUCUGUGAAAUCUUCACUUGGAAAUUUAGUGAACUGUACAGAUUUAGAAAAUGUAUCGCCUAAUUCAAAAGAGUCUUGGAGAGCUGAUGAUUUGUCAGUUAUUUGUGAACAGACUGAAUUGUCUGGAUUGGAUGGUGCUGCUGUUACAAACAAAUUAAGUGAUUCAAUCUCUAGAAAAACUGAAACAAAUGAUACAAUUACUGAGCUAGAAGAUGAGUCAAUGCAGGUUAAAAAUAAUUUUGUUGUAAAAAGUGGAGAUGAUUUGGAUGACUUGGCAAAAACAAUGAUAUUGGGUGAUCUGGAUAAUUUUACUGGGAUCAAAAUAGACUCUGAGACAGCACAAUCCCAACAGUGUGGGUCCUGUUCUGACAAUAGGCAGCCAAAUUUGAUUGCAGUGCAAUGUAAUUCCACAAAUAAUGGCAAUUGUGGAAAUGAUGAACACCAUUUUGAAAAUGACAACAGUACAAUGAGUAUAAGUGAUGAAAUGGCUGUUUGCCAAAAAACUAGUGACAUUUUGUUCACGCAGAGUGACUUAUCUAAUCGCUCAAAUAAAAUGUCGUCAUCUCAGACGGACACAGCAAUUGAUCGGUUAACUCCACACACAAAGCAAGUUAGUCAUGAAGGACUGGAAGGAAAGAAUAGUGAGAUUGUUUUAGAUCUAACAAAACCAGUGACGGAAUCUGCAAUGUCGAAUGACGAUUGGUUGCAAAGGUCUUCUCCUUUGUGUGCUGACAUGAAAAAGACGGUGUCAACAUCUUGCUAUUCAUGUGAUGUAUUAGACUCUCUGUCAAUUUCUAAUUCAACAAUGGCUUGUGUUUCUAAAUCUUUGCCUUUAAAAGAAGAUUCAGUAACUGAAGAAAAGGAAAGAGAGGAGAGCAAAUCAGAAAGUUGCUUCAUUCAACACCAAGAAAGCAGUGCAGUGGAACCUGGAAUAGCUAAUGAUAUGACCAGAUUAAGUAUUUCUACAGAUAUUGCAGAGCAGUUGAGAGACAACUAUUUUAACACCCCCAGUCCAUCUGCUGCAAUAACUGGUGCACAGGAUGAGGCAGAAAAAUUAGCUUUAAAUAAUGCACAGUCUGCUAGUAUUCCAUUUGGAGGUGCGAGACCGAAGCAACCUUUGAAUUUGAAACUACAAAUCCCAAAACCUUUGACCAACCAAUUAUUGAAUGACUUGGGCUCAAGUAACCCUGCACAAAAUACAAAAAAUAAAAAUAUCGGUUUCAUUGAUAAAACAGAACCGUCUGAAGAUUCCUGUUUGUGUGCUUUGAAUGAUGGUAAUUCAGUUCCAGAUUGCAGCAAUGAUGUUGAUGACUUUGGAGCGUGUUAUUCUGGUGAUUCCAAAGAUAUCAACUCAGACUAUGUUGUAGAAUCUGAAAGUCCAAAUAAUGACCUGCGAAUUGGACAGUUUCCAGGACUUCUCAAAAAGCCAUUUACAAGCUUGGGUGAUGUUGCUCCAGUAUGGGUACCAGAUUCCCAAGCACCUAACUGCAUGAAAUGUGAGAUGAAGUUUACAUUCACAAAGAGACGUCAUCACUGCAGAGCUUGUGGAAAGGUUUUCUGUGCAGCUUGUUGCAGCCUGAAGUACAAGCUAAGUUAUAUGGAUAUGAAGGAAGCUCGAGUUUGUGUAACUUGCCACUCUGUUCUAACACGUUCUCAAGCUUGGGAGAAUAUGUUUAAUGCCUCAGCUUCAAGCCCAAAUCCUAAUAAUCCUGCUGAAUAUUGUUCAACUAUACCACCACUGCAACAAGCUCAGGCAUCAGGGGCACUUAGUUCUCCACCACCCACAGUAAUGGUUCCUGUGGGAGUUCUGAAAUAUCCUGGCACAGAAGUGACUCACCCAAAGGAGCAACGACGAGUCUGGUUUGCUGAUGGAAUCUUACCAAAUGGAGAAGUUGCAGAUGCAGCAAAACUGUCAUCAGGUGGGCCAUCUAUGACAGGAUCUUUGACAGUAUCACAUGAUCCUGGUAAAGAAGUUGCAACAAAACCCACAGCCUCUGAGAAUGUGGCUUCAUCAUUAAGUAGUACAGCUCAGAUUGGCAGUCCAGUUGGAAGUGCAAUUAAUUUGGUCCCAGAAAAUGGGCUCCCACCUAUUCUCAUCUCUACAGGCGUCAAAGGAGAUUAUGCAGUUGAGGAACAACCCUCACAGGUCUCUCUAAUGCUGCAGCUGGAAGAAGGAGGCCCUGACCCUCUAGUUUUUGUUUUAAAUGCCAACUUACUUGUCAUGGUCAAACUUGUCAAUUAUGUAAACAGGAAAUGUUGGUCCUUCACUACUAAGGGAAUGCAUGCUGUGGGGCAGGCAGAGAUAGUCAUCCUCUUGCAGUGUUUACCUGAUGAGAAAUCUAUCCCAAAGGACAUCUUCAAUCACUGCAUACAGCUUUAUCAAGAUGCUCUGGCAGGUAAUGUUGUUGGAGAAUUGGGCCACUCCUUCUUUACCCAGAGUUUUCUUGGCAGUAGGGAACAUGGUGGAUUUCUGUAUGUCACAGCUACUUUUCAGUCGUUACAGGAUUUGGUGCUACCCAGUCCACCUUACCUGUUUGGCAUUUUAAUUCAAAAAUGGGAAACUCCUUGGGCUAAAGUUUUCCCAAUUCGUCUCAUGCUACGUCUUGGAGCAGAAUAUAGAUUUUAUCCAUGUCCAUUGUUCAGUGUGCGUUUCCGUAAACCUCUGUUUGGAGAGACAGGGCAUACUAUUAUGAACCUACUUGCGGAUUUCAGGAAUUACCAAUACAAGUUACCUGUAGUACAAGGACUUGUGGUUGACAUGGAAGUGAGGAAGACAUGCAUCAAUGUUCCUAGCAACAGAUACAAUGAGAUGAUGAAGGCAAUGAACAAAUCAAAUGAGCAUGUGUUGGCUUUCGGAGCUUGCUUCAAUGAGAAGGCAGAUUCACAUUUGGUGUGUGUUCAAAAUGAUGAUGGGAACUACCAAACACAAGCCAUAAGUAUCCACAACCAGCCUAGAAAGGUAACUGGAGCCAGUUUUUUUGUGUUCAGUGGCGCUCUGAAAUCAUCUUCUGGCUACCUGGCCAAAUCUAGCAUUGUUGAAGAUGGUAUGAUGGUGCAAAUCUCAGCUGAAACAAUGGAUUCUCUACGACAGGCAAUUCGGGAAAUGAAAGACUUUACCGUAACCUGUGGCAAAACAGAUGCUGAAGAAACGCAGGAGCACGUUCACAUCCAUUGGACAGAAGAUGACAAAAAUAUCAACAAAGGUCUCAUCAGUCCAAUUGAUGGCAAAUCCAUGGAUGAAAUUCCAAGUGUGAAGAUAUUUCAUGGUUCAGAAUUCAAAACAAAUGGCAAAGUCAUUAGAUGGACAGAGGUGUUCUUCCUGCAGAGUGAGGAACAACCAAGUGAUCUUAGUGACCCAGCAGAUCACAGCAAGCUUGCAGAGAAUAUGGCCAAGGCAUUUUGCUUGGCACUCUGUCCCCACCUUAAACUGCUGAAAGAAGAUGGAAAAUCAAAACUGGGCCUCCGUGUCACACUAGAUUCAGACCAGGUUGGAUACCAAACUGGUAGCAAUGGACAACCCCUUCCUUCACAAUACAUGAAUGAUCUUGACAGCGCUUUGGUUCCAGUUAUCCAUGGUGGAGCAUGUCAGCUGAGUGAAGGGCCAGUUGUGAUGGAACUCAUCUUUUACAUUCUGGAGAGCUUCUCCUAGAAAC